Papilio machaon (common yellow swallowtail) is the source of this 1698-nucleotide messenger RNA. Its product is annotated as G-protein coupled receptor Mth2. The transcript has 8 exons. Gene Ontology annotation, molecular function: G protein-coupled receptor activity. Gene Ontology annotation, cellular component: membrane. The coding region runs from base 43 to 1587 and encodes 514 amino acids. Gene Ontology annotation, biological process: cell surface receptor signaling pathway; G protein-coupled receptor signaling pathway. NCBI's taxonomy places the organism in Eukaryota, Metazoa, Arthropoda, Insecta, Lepidoptera, Papilionidae. The record is from RefSeq and is a predicted model, not a curated record.
CAAAAAUUGUAAUUAAAACUGCAGUGUUAAAGUUUUAAGAAAAUGAAGUAUUUUGCAGUUUUUUUCUUAUUGUUUAUGGUGCAUUCGUGUUAUUGCAGUCCAUGUAAAAGAACUGAAAGCUUGAAUAUUACUAAUGGUGUUGUUUUUGAUAAUGGUACUGUGUUAUUUGAUGGAGUGCAAUACACACGAGAGACUUGGUAUGAUUUGGAAGAAGACGGAGUAGUUACCAGAUAUGGCUGUCCUUGCAUUGGUAGAACUUGCUUGUGGAAAUGUUGCGGUGAAGGGCAGGCUUUCUUCAACAAAUCCUGUCUAAACACAGACUACAGUGCAGCGAAUCCUUUCAAUCCUCCAGUUCACAAAGGAAAAGAUCAAGUGGAUUUCGCAUCUAACAAAUUCUUUUACAUGUACACAAAAUUAUGCACCGAGAGGUACCUGGUAGACCCAAAUACUGGUCUAGAAGAUAUAUUUAUACAAGAGAAUGCGAGUCUUUACUUGUCGACAUCCAAAAGCGAAGUAUGGCUCAAUCCGUCGAGAUACUGCGUCGAUAUGAUGACCAAUACAAAUGAUGAUUUUCGCAUGGUGGCCCUAGUGUGUUAUCCUGAUAAGGCUCCUGACGACGAUAGCCCAGUACUGUACAUCACUUAUGCCAUCGGGCUAAUGAUAUCGAUUCCUUUCCUAUUGGCCACGUUUUUGGUGUACGCCUUCAUCCCUGAGCUGCGGAACCUGCACGGUAUGUGCUUGAUGGCGUACUGUGGAGGCCUGAUCGUCGCCUACAUGUUUUUAGCCUACCUCAAAUUGCAUUCAGGCAAAAUUGGUGUCGCCAUGACCGGUUGUUAUAUCAUUGCGUUCAUCGUUUACUACGCGUUCCAAACGAGUUUCUUCUGGCUGAAUGUAAUGUGUUUCGACAUAUGGAGGACGUUCAGCGGUUAUCGAGGCAGCAGUAACAAACGUCGAGAGAAGAAACGCUUCGUUCUCUACGGCGCAUACGCGUGGGGUUUGCCCUUCAUCCUCACUAUCAUCACCAUUACAAUGCAAUUUGCUGACGUUCCCAACAACAUUAUCACGCCCGGCUUUGGAGCUAUGAGGUGCUGGUUUACAAACUGGAUGAGCGAGUUAGUGUACUUUCUAUCCCCUGUUCUCGUGCUCGUCGUGUGUAAUGUGGUGUUAUUCUCUGUGACCGCACACCGCAUACGCUCCAUCAGGCAGGAGACCGCUAUACUGAAGGGCGCGGAGUCCGCGAGGAGUGAUAAACUUAAACGGGACAAGCAGAGAUUCGGGUUAUACCUCAAGUUGUUCAUGGUGAUGGGCGUGAACUGGACCGUGGAGAUUAUAAGCUUCUCCGUCGGCGGCUCCAACUGGUACUGGAUCCUCAUCGACAUAUCCAACAUCGCUCUCGGCGCUGUCAUUUUCCUCAUUUUCGUGUGGAAGAAGAAAGUCCGCAAUUUGGUUGCGAAGAAAUGGCGCAGUAUACGUGGUAUACGGAAUACGGAGAGCGCAGCAUGGGCCACGCGGUCCAGCUCCGCUCCGACAGAAGAUACACGUAUAUCCAACGACGAGACAGCACUGCGACUUAAGGAAAUACGAUAGGCAGAAAUAUAUCAAGAUUUUGGACCUUGACCUUAGAUUUUGUAAAGAAUGCACAUUAUUUUAUCUUUAGAUUUAUCUUUUUUUCGAUAAUUUAAUGUGGUGUACAGAUGG